AUGUCGCCGCCAAUUCCAAACUCCCACCCCCAAACCCCUUCUUCUGCUCUAAACCCCAACACACCGCCUUUUAACAACCCACCGGCGCCUCGCCGCUCAACGCCGCUCGCUCUUCUUCCCUCUCCUCCGACCAAGACCCAAACCCACACCGACGCCAAAAUUUCGCCUCUCCCUCUCAAACCCACCGCCGCCGGCGAUCAUUCCCAUGCCUUCUUCUAUCACCCGGCUGUAAUCCCCAACCCUAAUCGACUCUUCUUCUACUACUACUGCUACCCUCUUCCUCAUACACAGCCCAAUGUGCUCCAUCCUUCCCCGGUCUACAUGAACAACAACAACUAUUACCACUCUGGAGGCUUCAGGCCGAUUGCCAUUUGCCCACAGCCAUCCCCACCGCCGCUCAUUCUGAAUCACGGUACGGAGACCGUUCCCGUUCCCGUCCCCGAACCCAAGCCGUUGCCCACUACUGUUGUGCCUAAUAAUGGUGGGGAUAGGGCUCUGAUAAUUUUUAGAAAUUUUUUAUAA
This is a messenger RNA of Linum trigynum, 522 nucleotides long. The record is from the annotation of a GenBank genome assembly. NCBI's taxonomy places the organism in Eukaryota, Viridiplantae, Streptophyta, Magnoliopsida, Malpighiales, Linaceae.